Hyaloperonospora brassicae is the source of this 771-nucleotide messenger RNA. Lineage: Eukaryota; Oomycota; Peronosporomycetes; Peronosporales; Peronosporaceae. The record is from the annotation of a GenBank genome assembly.
AUGUCGAGCAAAUUCCUGAACGAGAAAAAGAAAAAGCUGCAGGCGUUCAGGAACACGACCAACGCCAACGAUUCGGUGGCCAAGACGUACUUGGAAAAGUUCGGCUGGGACCUGAUGCGAGCCGUCGACGAGUUCUAUGCUACUGGGGGCGAGAGUCUCAAACCUGUACGAAAGUCGACAGUCUCCAUGGAAGCGGUGAAUGCGUGGUUCGAUCGUUACGUUGACCCUGACGAUGACGAGGAUGUGAUCAACGAGGAGGGCCUUCUCAAGUUUUGCGAGGACAUCGGUGUGGACCCGCAGGACAUCGUGGUGCUGGUGAUUGCGUGGAAAAUGCAGGCGGGCUACAUGUGUGCCUUCACACGGAAAGAGUGGCAGAAGGGCAUGCGCGAGAUGGACUGUGACUCUGUUGCUAAGCUAAAGGCCAAGCUUCCUCAGCUGCGCGAGGCCAUCGCAAGCGAGUCGAAGUUCAGAAAGUUCUACGGUUUCUGCUUCGGCUUCUCGAAAGAGCCGGGACAGAAGAGUCUCAGUAUCGACAUUGCUGUGGCCAUGUGGGACUUGCUGCUACGACCGCGUUUUGAGAAACUGACAGCGAGUUGGCUGAGCUUUCUAGGGGCGAAGAAGCCGGUGAAGGGCGUGACACGCGACACGUGGGAUCUCCUUUUUGACUUUUUUGUCAAAGUGCGGGAGUCGUACGCAAACUACGACGAAAGUGAGGCGUGGCCUGUGCUCAUCGACGACUACAUGGUCUGGAUAGACAGCAGCAAGCAGUAA